AUGCAGUGGUGGAAAUCUGUUUUCGCCCUUUUGCUUACCAUCUCGCCAGCUCUUGCCAUCUGGCCGGCACCGAUGAAUAUAACCACCGGAAAAAAUGUUCUUUGGCUCGAGGACGAUGUACUGGUCACAUAUAACGGAUAUCCGCUUAUGAAGGAAGCCAUGAGUGAGCCUUCUUCGAAUGAAGAGUUUCUCUAUGCUGGUGUCCAACGCACGCUAGAUAAUAUCUUCCACAAUAGCUAUGUGCCGUGGAAAUUUUAUGACAGAAAUGCUCUUGAGUCAACCGAGCCCAGCGUGGAAGCGAAAAAAACUUAUAUCAGACUUUUGAAUAUCACCUUGGCUGGCAAACAAGAUAUUGACGAGAGUUACGAGCUCACUAUAACAAGCAAUGGGAGUGCGUCCAUUGAGGCUAACUCCACAUUCGGUGUCCUUCAUGGCCUGGAGACAUUUUCGCAAUUCUUUGCUAAGCAUAGCAAGAGCGGUAUUUAUACUAUACAAGCGCCUGUUCGCGUUUUCGACAAGCCUAUGUAUGAGCAUCGCGGUGUGUUACUCGACGUUAGCAGGAGCUACUACAAGACGGAUGCAAUUUACAGGACUUUAGAUGCUAUGUCUUGGAACAAGCUAAAUAGACUCCACAUUCAUGUCACGGAUGCCCAAUCGUGGCCCUUGGAAAUCCCUUCUAUCCCAUCACUCUCAAACGAGGGAAGUUAUUCUCCUGAAACAGUGUACACGACUACCGACAUUGAGAACAUUCAGAAGUAUGGUUCUUUGCGCGGUAUUGAGGUCUAUUUUGAGAUUGACACCCCUGGACAUACCUCGAGCAUUGCGUUUUCUCACCCUGAGCUGGUUGCAGCCUUUUCGGCGGCUCCAUAUAUCCUAUACUGCAACGAACCGCCGUGUGGCACUCUGAGACUGAAUGAUUCGGCCGUCGACAUCUUUUUAGACAAGCUCAUGGGAGAUCUGCUACCAAGGCUAUCGCCGUAUUCUUCAUAUUUUCAUACAGGCGGUGACGAAGUCAAGUACAAUGCUUAUACAUUGGACCCGACUGUUGGUACAAAUAAUAGCGAUGUCAUCAACGAGUUGCUUCAGCGAUUCUACAAUAAACAGCACGCGCGUGUUAGGGCUGCCGGAAUGAAGCCGAUGGUAUGGGAAGAAGUUCCCCUUAACUACAACGUGACCAUUGGCUCUGAUGUCGUGGUGCAGACGUGGUUAAGUGCUGACUCGGUGAAAGCGGUUACAAGUCUGGGUAACCGUGUUAUUGACAGUGGCUAUGACUACUGGUACCUUGAUUGUGGCCGCGGUAACUUUCUAAACUUCAACAAUGGGGAAGAUUACCAGAUGAACUACCCAUUCCCUAGUUGGUGUGACCCGUUCAAGAACUGGAUAUUGGUUUACUCUCAUGAUCCUUCGGCUGGGCUGACGAAGAAUGAAUCCUCCUUGGUGCUUGGCGGGGAAGUCGCCGUAUGGAGCGAGUCUAUAGACGAUGUCACGCUAGACUCUCUGCUAUGGCCCCGCGCAUCUGCUGCUGGCGAGGUUCUUUGGUCUGGUCGCAUUGAUCCUGCUACAGGUCAGAACCGUUCGGAAGCUGAAGCAUCCAUUCGGCUGUCGCAGUUUCGAGAGACGAUGGUUGCCAGAGGCGUCAGAGCUUCUUUGGUGGUGAUGCCUUUCUGCACACAAGGCAUGAAUGGAACUAUUUGCGAGGUCACUACUUAG
This is a messenger RNA of Talaromyces amestolkiae, 1710 nucleotides long. RefSeq lists its product as uncharacterized. Bases 1 to 1710 code for a protein of 569 amino acids. The transcript is spliced from 3 exons. The record is from RefSeq and is a predicted model, not a curated record. Gene Ontology annotation, biological process: glycosaminoglycan metabolic process; carbohydrate metabolic process. Gene Ontology annotation, molecular function: beta-N-acetylhexosaminidase activity. Gene Ontology annotation, cellular component: membrane. NCBI's taxonomy places the organism in Eukaryota, Fungi, Ascomycota, Eurotiomycetes, Eurotiales, Trichocomaceae.